AUGUCUGAGAAGCAGACCGCCCCGGAAUCCGGGGUUGCUCCAACUACCGUGGCCCAUCUCCACGCUACCGACGAUGUGAACCGCGUCGAGGCUCCCGUCACGUGGAAAGCCUAUCUGAUGUGCGCUUUUGCUGCCUUUGGUGGUAUCUUUUUCGGCUACGACUCCGGCUACAUCAAUGGUGUCCUCGGAUCAGACGUCUUCAUCCGCCAGGUUGAGGGCCCCGGCCACGAUGCCGUGACUUCUAGCCAUAACUCCCUGAUCGUCUCGAUCCUGUCUGCCGGAACCUUCUUCGGUGCCCUUAUCGCCGGCGAUGUCUCUGACUGGAUCGGCCGUAAGUGGACCGUCAUCAUAGGCUGUGUUAUCUAUGCUGUUGGUGUCGUCAUCCAGAUGCUCACUGGUGUUUCUGGUACUGAUACACUGGGUGAUAUUGUUGCUGGUCGUCUUGUCGCUGGUUUUGGUGUCGGUUUCGAGUCGGCCAUUGUUAUCCUAUAUAUGAGCGAAAUUUGCCCUCGCAAGGUCCGUGGUGCCCUAGUUGCUGGCUACCAAUUCUGUAUUACGAUAGGAAUCAUGAUGGCCUCCUGCAUUGUCUAUGGCACUGAAGACCGUACCGACGAGAGCUCCUACCGUAUCCCAAUCAGCCUUCAGUUUAUCUGGGCUGCCAUCCUCGGCGGUGGCCUUGUUUUUCUUCCUGAUUCUCCCCGAUACUUUGUCAAGCGUGGUAGACUUGAGAAGGCCGCCAAUUCCUUAUCCCGUCUACGUGGACAGCCCCGUGAUUCCGAGUAUAUCCAGGUUGAACUUGCCGAGAUUGUUGCUAAUGAGGAAUAUGAACGUCAGCUUAUUCCUAAUACCACCUGGUUUGGCUCGUGGGCCAAUUGCUUCAAGGGUAGCAUAUGGCAUGGAAAGUCUAAUCUACGUCGUACCAUCCUCGGUACAUCUCUUCAGAUGAUGCAGCAGUGGACUGGUAUUAAUUUCAUCUUUUACUACUCAACCCCGUUUCUACAGUCUACAGGCGCAAUUAGCAACUCCUUCCUUAUGUCACUAAUCUUUACUCUUGUAAAUGUCUUCUCCACCCCACUUUCCUUCUGGACCGUGGAGCGCUUCGGCCGGCGCUUUAUUCUCAUCUGGGGCGCCCUUGGCAUGCUUACAUGUCAAUUCCUCGUCGCCAUCAUUGGUGUAACAGUCGGCUUCAACCAUACCCAUCCAGAUCCUAAUAACCCUGACGAUACUCUGGCCAACAAUACAGCGGCUGUUAACGCACAGGUCGCCUUCAUCGCGAUCUUUAUCUUCUUCUUCGCCUCAACUUGGGCUGUUAUUACCCCCUACAUGGUGGGUGAAGACCGAGGCAACCUGAAGUCCAAUGUCUUCUGGAUUUGGGGUGGUCUCUGCACGUCGGCCCUGGUCUACACGUACUUCAUUGUUCCUGAGACCAAGGGCCUUACCCUCGAGCAGGUCGACAAGAUGUUGGAGGAGACUACUCCUCGCACUUCCGCCAAGUGGAGACCGACCACCACAUUCGCCGCCAGCUACCCCGCGGCUCUGGAGAAUAAGAACAUUGUCGACGUCGAGCAUCGUGUCUAA
Phaeoacremonium minimum UCRPA7 is the source of this 1578-nucleotide messenger RNA. Its product is annotated as putative hexose transporter protein. The coding region runs from base 1 to 1578 and encodes 525 amino acids. Gene Ontology annotation, molecular function: carbohydrate:proton symporter activity. The record is from RefSeq and is a predicted model, not a curated record. Gene Ontology annotation, cellular component: membrane. The transcript has 4 exons. Gene Ontology annotation, biological process: transmembrane transport; carbohydrate transport. NCBI's taxonomy places the organism in Eukaryota, Fungi, Ascomycota, Sordariomycetes, Togniniales, Togniniaceae.